Molecule: messenger RNA, 1344 nt
Organism: Nerophis lumbriciformis (worm pipefish)
Lineage: Eukaryota; Metazoa; Chordata; Actinopteri; Syngnathiformes; Syngnathidae
Source: RefSeq, a predicted model, not a curated record
AUGGGCAAACUACAAUCUAAGCACGCCUGCAAGCGCAGAGAGAAUCCAGAAGGGGACAGUUUUGUUGUGAACGCUUUCUUGCGGAGGGGAUUGGACGAAUCUGAACGCUAUGGAGGAAUGGAUCACAAAUUGAAGAGCAUGCAGGAGUUCCAUAAUGGGCAUGUGAAACCAGGUCACCUCGUAGAUCAGCACUGCCCCCUUGAGGUGGCUCUCCCUCCUGAGAAGACGGAGGGCUGCGAAAACUACCUACAGUACCUUCAUGCGGACGAUGCCGAGCGAGACAUGAAAGCGAGUGGAAAGAAACGCAUCAGUCUUGAUGACUUGGAAUGUGAUGUUUCGGUAGAAGAUGACAACCGCCAGGAGUGGAUAUUCACACUUUACGACUUUGACAACAGUGGCAAAGUGACAAAGGAGGAUAUGUCCAGCCUAAUGCACACCAUCUAUGACGUAGUGGAUGCCUCCGUCAAUCACUCCUGCCAUAAUAAAAGCAAGACUCUACGUGUGAAGCUGACCGUCACUCCGGAGCCGAGAUGCCACAAAAGAGAAACAGGAACAGAUCGCCUCAACCAAGAGGAGGGUCGUUCAUCUGACAAGCGCAUGUCUGCCUACAUCAGCAGGGGGCAAAGCAAUGAAGCCCCAACCACUGAAGGCCAGCAUUACUGUGUGGAUGAGAACACCGAGAGGAGGAAUCACUACCUGGAUUUGGCUGGCAUAGAGAACUACACUUCCAGGUUUGAAGGAACAGGCCCUCCCCAGGAGAGUCAGGGUCGAAGCUCCCAGAGCCAGAGUCGCUCCCGCUCCCACGAGCCAGAAGCCCCGAUCGCCCACCAGCGGCGCUCGCAGGUCAUCGGCGACGGUUACAACCCCACAGAGUUUCGAGGGAAAGGAGCACAGUUUGUGAAAUCCCCCAAGGGAACCAACAAAGGAGGGAAUAGCAGCGGCGGUGUGGGUAAAUCCACUAAAUGUCACGGCUACCACCCUCCCCUGCAAACCGUGUUGCACGGUGGCACUGCGGCCGCCCACGGGGGUCAGGAUGUAUACCACUUAUCGCACCAGGUUCAAGCGUCCGGCCACCAUCAGCACCCUCUACAGUACAGUCACAGCAAACGUGUCAGGGCCAAAGCCCGGGAGGCGCUUUCCCCAACCAAAACGCCCAUUUCCCCGCAGCCUCAUCCUCAGGGUCCGUCCACUUUGCCCUCUGUGCUACCGGGCCUGGAGAGAGAGCAGGUGGCCGGCCACCCGGGCAGCCCGGGCUUUGUGGUUCCUGUGGUCCAACGCCACGAGCACCAUCAUCACCAUGAACACCAUCACCACCACCACUACCAUCAUUACCACCAGACAUGA